AUGAGAUCUGAGAACCAGGAAUAUUCAGUCGAUCAGGAAAUUGCCAACUUCUUCCAAAAGGCAUCUGUAGACCGCUCAUCCUGUGAUGAUCGAGCACAGAAACUCGUGGGAGGCACUGUGACCCCCAUUGCAGUGCAAGGCGCUUCCAGUUAUUCUGUAUACGCCGGUCCAAAUCACGAAUAUGUGGUGCAGUUCCGACUAAGGUCUCUUUGGCUGAAGACAGAAAUUGCAAAUAUUGCCAGCAAGAUAUAUGGAUCCUUGGUGCCCUCCGUCUCUUGUUACGGUCAAAUUGGAAGAGAUGUUAGUGGGAAGGAACGUCUCUCUCUCUAUGUGAUGAGUCGGGUGAAAGGCAUUCGCCAUCUCGAUUUUGUCAAUGCGCAUAAUCUCCCAGAGAACUCGCCCGAGUACUUUACUUGGAGAGAGAAUCUGAUCUCCGACGUUGCUAGUCUCACAUGGAAAACCUCGCUGAAUGUCGACGCAUCGUUUCGUGAAAAUCUCUAUCAAAGAUAUGACGAAGACCUGCGGCUGCUCUUAGCUGCUCUCCCUAAUCGCUUCCACGCAAUCAUUCAACAAUCGAUUGACGCUCUACCUGCUAUUUUUUCGCUGCCUAUGGUCCUUCUUCACAAGGAUUUUGGUAUGCGCAAUGUCAUGGUUGAUGCCGACAAUAACCAUCUAAUCGGAAUCAUUGACUGGGCCGAAGCAGAAAUUGGUCCCUUCGGAACAAACCUACAUUGUCUCCAGCAGUUUAUGAGCAAAUAUCGCCUUGGUGUUGGCUGGAUUCGAUAUCGUAAUUAUGACACUUUAAACAACAACUUUUGGAAGAUCCUUUCCGUAGGCGCUGGGCUCGAGGAGGAGACGAUCCGAACUAUAAAAUCCGCAAUGAUUGUCGGCCUUUUACUUUCCCAUGGAUUUACGAGCCGCCUUGCCAAUAUGCCGAAGCCUGAGCCCAUCCGCGACGAUGAAAGCGGAGCUUUCGAGAUGCUUGGGUUGGAUAGCUUACUUAUCGUUCCUGCUACGAAGCUUGUGGAUUAG
Penicillium expansum is the source of this 1032-nucleotide messenger RNA. Its product is annotated as aminoglycoside phosphotransferase family protein. The record is from RefSeq and is a predicted model, not a curated record. Bases 1 to 1032 code for a protein of 343 amino acids. The transcript is spliced from 2 exons. NCBI's taxonomy places the organism in Eukaryota, Fungi, Ascomycota, Eurotiomycetes, Eurotiales, Aspergillaceae.